This is a messenger RNA of Etheostoma cragini (Arkansas darter), 964 nucleotides long. RefSeq names its product protein FAM13C-like. The record is from RefSeq and is a predicted model, not a curated record. The transcript has 4 exons. Lineage: Eukaryota; Metazoa; Chordata; Actinopteri; Perciformes; Percidae. The annotation marks the transcript as partial.
GUUCAUCAUUUAGUUUCUAUUCAUGUUCAAUUAUUUAGAAAAAUCUUGUGAUUUUAGCAUCUCAGUUAAUUACGUCCCAUCUUAAAUAAUAUAUGUUUACAUGUACUAGGACAUAAUCGGCUUUAAUAUCCGUCCCUGCACGCUGGCUGCCUGGAGACUCUGCUCCUCCCCAUGUGGUGCUCCAGAGGCUGGGACCUGGCUAAUAUCUGGAACCAGUGAUCCGUAGCAGCAGUAACACCCCCCCCCCGGGACGUGGCUAAUCUCUGGAUCAGCAUGUCUGGCAUGUUUUGCUUCUGUCUGCACGGCUCGCUGCUGAAGCUCCCGGAGACGGAGGGGGACACGUCCCUGCGUCCAUCCCCGGAGGACGGCCCCCCUGCUCUGGGCAGCAAGGACCAGAAGAGUCCCUGUGGGCCGCUGGAGCUCGGAGGGAAGGACGGGAGGACACUCGGUCUCUGCCACAGCGUCCCCGUGGACGAAAACAGCCCUCCAGAUCUGCUGCCGGUCCUGAGCAGAUGUCCCUCGUCCCCCCGCCACACGCCGUUAACGUCCGUGCCCCCCCAGCAGCCCCCGCCCCCCCUGCUGCAGCUGCUGGGGGGCGGGGCCAGUCCCCUGCCGUCCCCCCGCUGCUCCAGCCUCAGCCAGCGGUUCGACUCCGACCCCGACAGCGCUCCGUCGCCGCCCUGCAGCCAGCCCUACAUGCUGUGCCGGGGUCCGGACCGGGUCCAGGGCUCGGAGGACCCGGCGUGCCCCCCCUCCAUCCCGGCCCUCACCAGACACAUCCAGGCCCUGAAGAAGAGGGUGCGGCGGUUCGAGGACCAGUUCAAACAGGAGAGGAACUACAAGCCGUCCCUCGAUGAUAAAUACUCGGACCCGGAGAUGAUCGGCGUGACGGGGGAGCUGGCCCGGGCUCGCAGGCAGCUCAAAGGUACGAACUCUGGAUGGUUCCUGAACGCCUCGCGGCUCC